Camellia sinensis is the source of this 1097-nucleotide messenger RNA. RefSeq names its product glycine-rich protein. The record is from RefSeq and is a predicted model, not a curated record. Lineage: Eukaryota; Viridiplantae; Streptophyta; Magnoliopsida; Ericales; Theaceae.
GCAAGCCCGAAAUAUUCUUGCAUGAUUGCAACCGAUUUUGUCUUUAACUCGGAAGAAUUCGGAAUCGAGAAAAAUUCCAUCUCGGUUUCUCUUUCCAUUUAAAGCUUUUUUUUUUAUUUUCUCACUUUCCCGGAAUUCAACGCUCACCCAAACAUUCAAUUCUAGUCUCCCUUUCCCAAAUUCUUCUCAAUUCUCACCUCUCCAUCACUAUUGAGAUCAUGGAGCUCUCUCUAAUCUCUGAUACAGUAGCCGUAGCUGCAACGCAAGGCCUAGGGUUUGCCAAGUCCGUUGUUCAUCGCCACCAUUUCACCUCCUCCAACAAUCACCUCUCUCUCUCCGAUUCUUCGCCGGAAAAGCCUUCCUCCGCCGGAUCCCUCCAGAUGUCCGCCGUGAUUUUAGACGCCGUGGCGCCACCGACGGUUAAACCGAAUCACUUGAGAACCGCUCGCCGAACGCUCCUUCGCAAAAAGAGGCGUACGAGGAGGAGGACCGGUGGCGGACCGGAGGAAGGCGACGACGGUGAUUUUUUCGGCGGCGGCGACGACGGUGGUGAUGGUGGUGGUGGUUUCGGCGGUGGCGGAGGGUGGAAUUUUGAUAGAUUUGGAUGGUCGAAUUGGGAUGAUUCGUCUUCGUCUUCGCCUUCUGAUCCUGCGUUUGAUUUUGUUUUUGAGGUAAUCAGUUGGAUUGCGCUCUCCAAUUGCUUGCACUUUGCGUUCAAGAAGGUUGUGAGAAUCGUGGCGGAUGGGAUGGGCGAUCCGGCGAGAGAGAAGGUUCCAAUCUGUUAAUUUGGUACUGCUCAAUCUCAAUCCUCCCAAAUAAUAUUAAUUUAGAAUGGUAAUUAUUUAAGAACAAUUUGAUGUAAAUAAUGUAUAUAUUAUCAUUGCUUCAAUAGCAAUUUAUGAUUUCUUCUUGUAUAUAUAAGGGCAUUUUGUUCUUUGUUUGGUUGGCAUAUACUUCAUCAAGUUUGCUAGAUUGUUACAAAUAAUUUAUCUUCUAUUGAUUGAUAGUUGUGGGUUUGAGUCCAUGUUGUAAUUUGUAGCACCUUAUACAAAUUGAAGUCUAAUAAACUUAGGAGCAAUUCCAGUUGUUAAAGUCAA